Messenger RNA from Aureobasidium uvarum, 1616 nucleotides. NCBI's taxonomy places the organism in Eukaryota, Fungi, Ascomycota, Dothideomycetes, Dothideales, Saccotheciaceae. The record is from the annotation of a GenBank genome assembly.
CUAUGCUGAUGAGGAGACAUGGGCCUCGUAAAGUGCCUGGCGAUGUCACUCGUUCUAGGAAGUCUGCGAUGGAUGAGGAACCGCGUACACAUACGCCAUCGACACUCACGACCUCUUCCGAGACCACGGCUAUUUCUGGUAGAUCUAGUGGAAGCGAUAGGACUUUAAGGCGGGAUACGUUUCCUUCCACAGAGUCGAAGCCCGAGAUGCCUUCACAGGACCAAAAGCAUCAGCAGCCAACUAGUGAAGGAACUGGCGAGCAGUGGACACCUCCCUCUCCGAAACCCUCUGAGAACCUUGAACAUCAAGGCCAGCCAUAUCAGCAUGUUCCUACAGCACAAUGGUUUGGUCCGCCGACGCCAGAGAGUGUCGGUAGAUCAAAAGCCGAUGGCUUUGCUUCCUUACCUUCGCCUCGAUCUAUGCGCUCAGCAUACGGUUCACCCGAUGCUUCAGAUCCUCCACCGCCCCGACCUAUCAUGCCUCCGCCUCAAAACAGUGGUUGGGCAGGUCAGCAAGGCGAUGAUGCCUGGACCCACGGAGCAGGUCGGCCUACACCCACUCCGAUCCGCACAGGUGUAUCUCUUUUCCAACAGCCAAGAAAUCAAGUUGCAUAUCCUGGAAUGAGCAUCAGAGCAGGUUCACUGCCUCAGAGCCCUCAAUCCAACAUCAGGCUCGAGGAUCAAGUAGAAGCUUUUCACGAACACAUUGCAUCCCAACAGAGACCCAUAGGCCCCAGCUUUGGUGGUCCCGCUCCAAUGUCAGGACCAUACCGGCAGCACGCACAGAUGUACCCCACUAGCCCGCAGAUGCAACGAGCAAGUUUCUCCCAUGACAACGGUCAAUUCCUGCGAUCAGUACCGCCUCCACAAGCCGGCAUACCAUCGUCUGCCCCUCCAGCUCCAAGCUUUCCAGAUCUCAAGAAGACCACGCUGGAAGGCUACGAAUUUCUAGCAGCCAAGCUGACAGAUGGGACCACUGGAGCGAGACCAAUGUACCGCAGUUUCGAGCAUCUACAUCAUCGAUUGCUCCUAUACCUACAGGACGAGAUUUGCGAAUACGAAGAAGAACUUCGCAACCUAGACGAAUGGAUAUCCCAAAUCGGACUCGUGGUUUCCGAGGGAAAGUCGAAGCCUGCAUCAAGGCGAGCAGAAGCACGGAUUACACCUGCAGACAGCGAGCUGAUGUUUAGGAGAAAGUUUGUGUUGGGUGAAAUCUUCGUCAAGCUGGAAAGAUAUCGUAAGCGUGUGUUGAUGCCGCAAGGAGCAGAGAUAGCGCGUUAUCGCGAGUGGAUGAGUGCACAUCGCCCUGUCAAUAUGACAGAAGCAACGUUUCUCAAGCACGAUAAAGAUCUGUUCGUGCUUCCUCGAAGGAGAGUCGAAGUACCGACAAUGACAGCAAUGACAGCCGGUCUGCCUUUGUUGCUACUCUUACCAUUUCUAGCUUUUGCAGUGAUGCCCAACUUCCUCUGCCGUAUCCUUGCAAUCUUUGUUUGCAGCAUGGGUCAAUGGAUACUGUGCUCCGUCAUGGACAUCAGACAUGUUUUGACUGCACGCGAGUGGAUCUUUUCUGCAGGCAUAUACGUGGCUUUCAUGACACUGAUCGCUGCUGUGGCUCGU